CUAACGACGAAGCAAUAAACUCUCCGACAAGAAGUAUAGAGAUUCCAUGUACUGAGGUUCCAUGUACCGAGGUUCCAAUUUCUCACAGCCAAGCGUCAAAUUAUCCAAGAAGAAUUAUCAGUAUAAUUAUCAAUACUAUCAGCGGUUUUGGUUUGCAACGUGAUCCAGGAUUACGUCCUCAAAUAUGGGAAUAUAAUGUUAACCAACGAGAAGAAAUUAGACGAGAAUAUAUUUCAGCCGGUCCAUAUCAACCUAAGCUUUCAACAUACCCUCUAUCCGGAGAACUAGAAACUGGAAGAAAGUUAAUGAUGGAGAUAGAUGCACAUUCUUAAAACAUAUGCGCAGCAAAAUUCAUGGGGACGCAGUGAAAGCAUUAGAGGACUUGAAGAAUCCUUCUCAACAUAUAGAAAGAGUAGUUGAGAGUUAUACUUCACAACAAGUUGCUGAAAAUAGGUUGAGACUAAGAACCUCGAUUGAUGCAGUUUUAUGGCUUACAUUUCAAGGUUAUGCAUUAAGAGGUCGAGAUGAAAGUCAAGGAUCAUUGAACCGUGAUAGUUUUCUUGAAAUGAUCAAUAUAUUAGCUUCUUAUAAUAAAGAUGUUGAAGCUGUAUUAGAUAAAGCUCCAAAAAAUGCUACUUACACUUCUCCGCAGAUUCAAAAAGAGAUUCUACAUGUCAUUGCGGCAAAGGUCAAAAAAGAAAUUCGUGAAGAGAUCGGUGAUAGAAAAUUUUGUCUUAUCGUUGAUGAAGCUAGUGAUGAAUCCAAAAAAAAAGAGAAAAUGGCAAUAGUGCUUAGGUUUGUUGACAAGAACGGGUUGAUACAAGAGCGAUUUUUUGGACUUGUUCAUGUUUCAGAUACAACCGCAUUGACCUUAAAACAAGAGAUAUAUUCAGUUUUAACUGAAAAUGGUCUAGAUGUUCAAAAUAUUCGAGGACAAGGAUAUGAUGGAGCAAGUAAUAUGCGAGGUGAGUGGCAUGGUUUGCAAGCUUUGAUUAUGAAAGAUUGUCCAUAUGCUUAUUAUAUUCAUUGUUUAGCACAUAGAUUACAAUUGGCAUUGGUUGCUGAAGCAAAGGAAGUUAUACCGGUUGAUCAAUUUUUCAUCAAAUUAAAUAUGAUUAUUAAUAUUGUUGGUGCUUCUUCUAAGCGCAAGGAUGAAUUAAUGAUUGCUCAAGCUGCUAAUAUUAAAUAUAUGAUAUCUAUCGAUGAAAUUGAGACGGGAAGCGGUUUAAAUUAGAUAGGAAAUUUACAGAGGCCUGCAGAUACUCGGUGGAGUUCUCAUUUUAGAUCAGUUUCUAGCUUGAUUGAUAUGUUUAGUUCAACUUGUCAAGUUUUGCUUAACGUUAUUCAAGGUGGUACUAAAGCUUCACAGCGAUCACUAGCGUAUGGGGCUUAUGAAAACAUGACUACUUUUGAUUUUGUGUUCAUCUUGCAUGUCAUGAAGAAAACCAUGGAGAUCACCGACUUACUCUCCCAGGCUUUGCAAUACCAAUCUCAGGACAUUGUAAAUGCUAUGUAACUUGUUUCGUCAACAAAAGCAUUGCUUCAAAAUUUGAGAGAUGAUGGGCUAGAUGACUUAAUCAGUGAGGUACGUGUAUUUUGUGCUGCUAGAAAUAUAGAUGUUCCUGAUUUCAAUUCUAAUUAUGU
Molecule: messenger RNA, 1644 nt
Organism: Papaver somniferum (opium poppy)
Lineage: Eukaryota; Viridiplantae; Streptophyta; Magnoliopsida; Ranunculales; Papaveraceae
Product: zinc finger MYM-type protein 1-like
Exons: 2
Coding region: 338-1234 (298 amino acids)
Source: RefSeq, a predicted model, not a curated record